This is a messenger RNA of Pocillopora meandrina, 3818 nucleotides long. The record is from the annotation of a GenBank genome assembly. NCBI's taxonomy places the organism in Eukaryota, Metazoa, Cnidaria, Anthozoa, Scleractinia, Pocilloporidae.
AUGGGUGUUCGCGGACUUACGUCUUAUCUCGAAGAGUCAGCUCCAUUCCUUGGGAGACUGAUCGAGCUGCGAGACACAAAGCUUAUCAUAGACGGAGAUAACUUGUGUAACUACCUUUACAAAGAAAACGGCUUCGAUUGCCGAUGCGGAGGGCAGUAUGAGGAGUUUUAUAAGAAAGUACUACUGUUUUUCGACGCCCUAAAAUCUAAGGGUGUCGAAUCGUUCGUAGUUUUUGAUGGCGCAUAUGAUAGAAGUGAUAAGAAAUUAGAAACACAGGUAAAAAGAACACAAGACAGGGUCGACACGGCUUACCGGUUGUUCAAGAAUGAAACAUCGGCUAAUGGCGAUGAAUAUUUUCUACUUCCGCUUUUGGCGAAGUUUGUUUUCGUAGAAGUCCUGAGGGAUCACUUGAUAAAAUUUGCUGUUUCUGACUGGUAAGAUAUCAUCAAAUAGUUAAUUAGCUUGCACUUAUGUUAUAACACUGGCUAAGAAAUGUGGUCGUGUUCAAAUGCUUAGGAUAUGAAACGAAAGAUGGAGAAAUUUAUUUUUGGUUCCGUUUCUGUAAGUUUUCCCCUUCUUUAAACGCAAAAAACAUGCUAUGCCUGCAAGAGUUUUUUUCUUUGGGGUGGGUGGAUUACUUGAAACAUUGUAAGUGAUGUCUACAUUUUUACAAAAGGAAAGAAGAGUAUUAACGCGGAAAAGAACGAAAAUGUCGAAUUGACUCACAAACAGAUACUUUUUGUGGUAGAUUGUGUUGUGCGAAUAACUGUACCCAAAAAUAAACUGUAUUGGUGCCAUGGAUACCUAUUAGUACAAAAUGCAGAUCGGAAACAAAAUGUAGACUAGGUACAAAAUGUAGAAUGCAGACUGCAGAGUGGGUACAAAAAGCAGACUGGGAAUCUAUAGAGUUUUUUCGUCUGGUAUGUGGUAACAUGUCAUCUUACAACUUAGCGAGCGUCACGCAAUCGCGUUUCCGCGAUCAGCUUUCACGAUUAUUUGCACUAUUGCGGAAUAUUCCUAGCCCGUUUCUUGAUCAAAAUCGAUCUAAAUAUAAUUUCUAGCCUUCAUGUAGCCUUCUCACUUUGCGCGCGAGUUGGUUGGUGUGAUGUCUGUACAGAUUUUACCAACGUAAUAAAAGUAGCCGUAGAUGUAGAUGAGAUGUCACUAUUGAAUAUUUAACACGCGCAAUAUUCGACAGCCUUGCUGGUGGUCCGUAUCAUAAUUCUUUUUUUAAGCGGUAUGUGUUUAUUUUGUUGACAAAAAUGCAGACCGAGACCAAAACUGUUCCUUCGACUUGAUAUAUUUUCGACGUUAGUAAAUCACAAUAUAUUAACUUACCUCUAUAAAUCAUUCAUUCCAGAUAAGAAAAUUAAACAAACACGCUUACGAUGGUAUCUGAAUUCGUCCAUGACUAAACACAAACGACUCCGCAAGAUCACUUUCUCCAGGCAUCGGAAACAUACACAAAAUCGUCCACAGUUAAUUUUAAUCAGACAUUCAUCUUAAGAUAGCACUGAGCAAACCAAUCCAGAAAAAUAUAAUCGGCACACUCAACAAAUCAUGAAUCUUGCAACACAGCUUGCCGUUAAAGAACUGCUCAAAUCAAAAUGUUUCGUGCAAUUCAUCAACACCUCAAGCAAUAUUUGAUUCAAAAUUUUUUCACUCGCUCUCGUCUGGAAGGAACAAUAACCAUGAUCGUGCUACAGUGAACAGGACUCCAUUUUCUCUCGAACAACUAUCCACCAUUUUCACAGCAUGAGUAACUCGUUUACUAUAUGUAAUCUGAUAUCUUCCAUCUGCCCAGAAGGAUCGCACUUCUCAAAACGCGCGGUAAAAUACAUGUUAAAAACACAGAAAAGCCAACAUUGCUCAUUUUGAACACCUCUCAAACCAAAGAACAAAAUCGACGCUCUGAUUAAUGCGAGAUACAUACCCUAAUGCGGCGAUCUGAUUGGUGCGAAAUAUAUUCCCUAAACGAUCUGAUUGGUGCGAGCAACAUACCACUCUCUGUAGGCUAACGUAGAUGUUAUUUUUUUAAUUAUAAAAAAAAUUAUUCAAAAAUAAUUUUUUUUCGCCCAAAAGACGGCAGCUCAGGCCCGUUUAGGUUUUUUUUCUCUCUUACAGCUUGUACUAAUAAAUGUUCCGGUUUAUUUUUUUGUUUUCACUUUCGCACGUAAGCGAAAUUAAGACAACAUAAAUUUCAGAUAUUGUUAGCUUCUUAUUCAUCGAGCGGGAGAAUUGCACUGGGGAAGCCCAGAGGCUGCGGAAGUGCGAAUCAAGCGCAGCGAUUUGAUUGACUGAUCAGGUACUACCUGUGAAGAAAAUCAAAGGCAAGCGUGAUUGAAGAGAACAGGGUGUAAUAGUCACCAAAGUGUCAUUAAACGUUUUCGGAUCUCUUGAACAGCUAAUAGGAAAAAAUUUAUUCGAUUUAUAAUAUGUUUCAUAAUGCUAAGCGGGCUAUUCUCGUGGGGUUUAAAAAGAAAUUUCCUUUCUCUUUUUAAUUCUACAGUGAAGCGGAUCCUGACAUCGCAUCUUUAGCCAAGGAUUGGGCAUGUCCUGUUUUGAGCAAUGACAGCGAUUUCUUCAUCUUUGAUGUCAAGGGCGGCUUCAUCCCACUUUCCUCUUUUGAUGUUGAUCAGUUAACAACGCGUAUUUUCUACCGCAGUGACUUGGCAAGAUAUUUUGGAAUACGCGAGGAAUUUCUUCCUUUACUUGCUUCCUUACUUGGCAAUGAUUACGUGAGUUGGGAAGCGUUAAAACCCUUCAACCACACAAUUUGGACUCUUUUCAGUGAUGGUCGCAGAGGAAAGGCGGUGAGGUUUUCAGGUGUCGCAAGUUUGCUCUCCCAGCUCUCUAAUUCAAUCACAGAAACACAAGCAUUUGAGUUCGCUUUGGGAUUGAUAGAGCCGGGUGAAAGUAGGGAGCGGCUUGAGAAAGCUGUCGAGUAUUCCCUUCAAGAAUACGCAAUUACGAAGUCCAAUUUAUUGGAUUACCUCCGAGAUGGAGUAGUCUGCAGUCUUCUAAGAACCCAAAAUAAUCUCGAACUUGACGAAGAGGUAUUGCGUAGGUUUCGCGAAGGAAAGUUCUCUACUGACUGUAUGAGCAGCUUAACGGCGGGAAAAGUAUUUCUCAGAGUUCAGGUCGAGAAUCUUGAGAGCAGAUCAUCAAAUCAGUGUUCAAUGGCACUGAGACAGCUGAUGUAUGGCAUUUUGAGCGAUGGAGGAAGAAAAAUGAAGAGGAUCGAAGAAUGGGACCGAGAGGACUUUGCAGUCAAGUACACAGACAUUAAGCCUUACAAUGAUAAGGUCCCUUCGUUCAGUUCGAUACCAAAUAUGGAUCUUUACGGCAGAUUAACGAUGUUCUUGGAUGCGCUAGAUUCAGACUCAGCUUAUAUAAAGUCAUUACCAAAAGAAUUCGCGUUAGUCGCAUCAUCGCUCCGUUUUCUCCAUCGUAACUCGCAACCGCCACUGGAGAAUAGUCAUCUGCACGCUCUACUUUGUAGUUGUGUCAAACUAGAGGAUGGUUCGUGGAAACAAUACCUAGAACAUCCCACAAGAGCUUUAUCCCAACCCUUUGAUGAGAGAGCAGCGCAAAGCUUCUGUCAGUGGCAGUGUGUUUUGAGAGAUGCCAUUCACCUCAACUUUGUUUUGCUUGAGCCAGUGCAGACACCAUGUAUCCGCAAAGUUUUCAAUGGAAAACUGGUGCAUUGCCUCCAGAGGGAAUUGAAAACAGGUAAUAACAAGUUUAACACAUAUUUCUUCCUUUUAAAUCUUUUGUUUCGUUUGACGAAACGGUUAAAGCACCAGAAUAAACAAUAA